Molecule: messenger RNA, 2457 nt
Organism: Xenopus tropicalis (tropical clawed frog)
Lineage: Eukaryota; Metazoa; Chordata; Amphibia; Anura; Pipidae
Exons: 1
Coding region: 314-2227 (637 amino acids)
Source: RefSeq, a predicted model, not a curated record
UAUAAGCAUCAAACCCAGUAUAGGGCCCCAGGGAAGCACAAGGCAGAUUUGAUCAGUCAGUAUAGAGGCCUAUUGAUUCUAUAGCCCCUGCCCCAUCAUUACACAGCUGUAAGUAUUCAGAGUGGGCAGAGUGGGCAUCCCAUACCAGGAAGUGCCUCACACAGUAUCAAGCCUUGGCCAAUAAGAGCAGGCCUAUUAGCUGAACUCAGCCCUGGCAGUUAACCAGCAGCAGCUUUUCAAACCCAACUAACCCAACUGCCGAGUAGCAGCAGAGGAGGGUACAUUGCAGAUAUAGCGAGCGGCCAUCUGAAACAUGGGCAGCAGCAGGGAAGUGAGUGAGUUACUAUUCAGUUUAGUAUCCAGUCUCCCUGAUAUGUCUACAGCCUUCAGAAAUAAGCCUUUCCCUGCAGCUUGCUGUGCCCAGUUGGCAUCGGGCAUGGAGAAUGUGGCUUUGCCCUCGGGCUGCACUGAUGCCCCUUUGCCCGCAGACAGUAUAAAUGCCCAGCCUGGGCCUGGGGAGGAGAGACAUACAGAGAGUGGGGCAGAUGGAGGAGCCAGUGAUACAUUAGCGAGUCUCCCUGCUUUAUCUACAGCUACUUGUUGUGCCCCGUUGCCCCCAAGAAGUGUAAAUGCCCAGCCUGAGAGGCCAAAGGGGAGUGAAGAUGAGACUGGAGUUAAAGGGGAAAUCAGAGAUACAGGAUUGGGUCUCCCUGCUUGGCCUGCAGCCUUCAAAAAUAUAGUUGCAAGAAGUGAUAGGAAUUUGCUUGCUGACCCCAAAAAUGCCCCAUUACAGAGGUGCCCAACCAAAGCUCCGGUGCCUACAGACAAGCACAGUUCCUUAUGCCCCAUCAUGGCACCUCCCUGCCAUCAGGCUGAAGACACCGGGCCUCUCUCACAGAUGGGUGCCCUCCUAGACCAACUGUUCCAAACCCACUCAGCCUCAGUAGGGAGUGAGGAGUUCCUGAGGUUGGCAGGAGAUCUGUUUAAGCAGGGAAUAGAGGCGCAGAACCAGUGGCACCACAGACUGAUGGAGGUCCGCCAGCACAACAGAUUGGCCAAUCUGGAGAAGGCCCAGAUGCAGCUACGUUACAAUAGGAGCAGCUCAUUAUCACCAGCGCCAUUUUCUCAGGAGCAUUUCCCUCAGUUCCAGGAUGUGAGUGAAGAUAUCGAUUGGGUCCUGCUGAAUUUUGAGAAACUCUGUGCCAUGUGCAACGUGCCGGAACCAGACCGGGUCUUCUAUCUGCCCAACGCGCUCAAGAGCAAGGCGAUGGGGUGCUACGGCGAUGUGCCCAUGGGUGCCUGCUGCGAUUACCCAGCCAUAAAGGCUGCCUUGCUGAAACCGUACGACGGUGAGCCCGAGAUACACCGCGUCAAGUUCCGAGAUAUGGCGCUGAAGUCAGGAGAAACGUUCAACAGCUUCUACCAGAGACUCCAGUAUCGCUAUGACCGCUGGAUGGAGGCCUCCGACAUAAAGCAAUUCAAGGACUGCUAUCGGCCUCUGGUGUUGGAGCAACUGCUCCAGAAGUGUCCGGCUAUAGUCCGGCAGAAGGUUCUAAAGCACAAGGGCUGCUCCCCGUAUCAGGCUGCCCAAAUUGCAGACGAUCAUCUUCAUCUCCAUCCGGAACCGGCUUCUCAGCCCAGACUGGACAGAUGCCCUCCCCCACCCAUAACAGAUAAAAAUACAGAUGCCUCUCUGCUUCAACAUUGGUCCACGGACAAUGAAAGCAUCUUGGAUUUCCUGGAUUUAUUCGAGUGCCGUUCCACCUUCCAUCAACUGCCCAAAUCCCAAUGGGUCAAGUAUUUAUGUGGCAAACUGAAGGGCAAAGUGCUGGACGUCUGCCUGUCCGUCCCACAAGAACACAAGCGCGAUUAUGAUUUUGUAAAGGCAGAAAUUUUAAGGUUCUACGGAAUCACCCCGGAGACCCAUCGGAUCAAGUUCCGGACCAUCCAACGUCAGGAUGAUCAACCCUUCACGGCUUUUUAUCAGAACCUUCUGUGCCACUAUAAUAGGUGGAUGGCGGCCUGUGAAGUGCAGACAAUUGAGCAGUGCGCCAACCUGAUGGUGGUGGAACAACUGCUCACUCGGUGCCCCCCUGAGGUACAGGGAAGGGUGACUUCUAUGCAAAAGCCCCCAACGCCAGAAGCCAUAGCCAGAAUUGCCGAUAAGUAUAUGAUCCUCCAUGCGGAUCUGCAGCAGAACCUCACCCCCCAUGAAACCGGUCCCUGAGGCGCCACCGACUGUAAGGAGGCCAAGCCAAGUGGCUUUCCAAGAUGGAAGAAAGCAAGGACCGAGAAAUGAGCAGAAAAGCUGGCCAAGGCCAAGAUAUGCAAGUUAAUUGUCCUGGGCAACCCCAAAAUCAGUUCAGGGGAACCAGGUCUUCCCUUAGCCAUGUUGGGCAUGACUCUAAUGCCUUCCCUUAGCCAUGUUGGGCAUGACUCUAAUGCCUUCCCUUAGCC